AUGUAUUUCUUCACUCAACUAGAAUGUGAUUGUAUACUGAGAAAAAGAACAAGAGGGGGUAGGUCGUCCAACGGAUGGUGGGACCCGGUCGCCGAACAAGGUGUUGAAAGUGCAGAAGAGAAAGACGGGGAAAGGUUCAGCCCAGCCGCUUUGCUGACCCUCUUGUUUCUGUUUGGGUUCGACCGACGCUGCCUAUGUUUUUUGCGGCUAAAAGGAGCAGUAUCAUCGGCUAGAAAGCAAGCAAGACGGCACGGAGAUUUCUGCCUCUCCUCCCGCAGACGUCGCCUCCUUGAACCAGACACGCCACCAGGCAGCAGGAAAGUGAGGCAGGAGAAGGCUCUCCUCCUUGCAGCAGGCAUCGGUUCUAUUCUAUCAGCAAGCAGUUCAGAACCAAGAAGAUUGGAGACGGGCAUGCGCAGGGUUCGAGUCUCGUCCCACCACUCUCCGGUCCACAAGCUGGGCGAUUCGAACAUGAAGCUGACGCCCAAGUUCCGGCUUGCCGCCGGCACCACCUCAUCACCGUCCUCCUCCGAGCUGGAGCAACCUCAACCCCCAUGGGAGACGCCGCUCAUCCCGGGCCUCCCGGACGACGCGGCGCUCAACUGCCUGCUCCGGCUGCCCGUGGAGGCCCACGGCGCCUGCAGGCUCGUGUGCCGCCGCUGGCGCCACCUCCUGGCCGACAAGGCGCGCUUCUUCACGCAGCGGAGGGCCAUGGGCCUCCGCUCGCCGUGGCUCUUCACGCUCGCCUUCCACCGCUGCACGGGCAAGAUCCAGUGGAAGGUGCUGGACCUCGACCGCCUCGCCUGGCACGCCAUCCCCAGCAUGCCCUGCCGGGACCGGGCCUGCCCCCGCGGCUUCGGCUGCAUCGCCGUCCCGGGCGACGCCGCCCAGCUGCUCGUCUGCGGCGGGCUCGUCUCCGACAUGGACUGCCCGCUGCACCUGGUGCUCAGGUACGACGUCUGCAGGAACCGCUGGGCCGUCAUGGCCCGGAUGCUCUCGGCGCGGUCCUUCUUCGCCGGCGGCGUCGUCGACGGCCGCGUGUACGUCGCCGGGGGCUACAGCACGGACCAGUUCGAACUGAACUCAGCCGAGGUUCUCGACCCGGCCAACGGCGUGUGGCAACCAAUCGCCAGCAUGGGCACCAACAUGGCCUCCUCUGACUCGGCCGUGAUCGGCGGCAGGCUCUACGUCACCGAGGGCUGCGCGUGGCCCUUCUUCUCGUCGCCGAGAGGGCAGGUGUACGACCCCAGGGCCGACCGCUGGGAGGCGAUGCCGGCCGGGAUGCGCGAGGGGUGGACGGGGCAGAGCGUGGUCAUCGACGGGCGGCUGUUCGUCAUCUCGGAGUACGAGAGGAUGAAGGUGAAGGUGUACGAUCCGGAGACGGAUUCCUGGGAUCCUGUCGACGGGCCUCCCAUGCCCGAGCGGAUCAUGAAGCCUCUGUCCGUGAGCUGCCUGGACAGCAAGAUCGUCGUCGUUGGCCGGGGUCUCCAUGUGGUGAUCGGCCAUGUCAAGAAGCAAUCCGGCGGCAACAACGGCGGUGGCGGCGGUUCUUGUGACUACUUGGUUCGUUGGCAGGAUGUGGAGGUUCCCAGGGCGUUCAGCGAUCUGACGCCUUCAAGCAGUCAGAUUUUACAUGCUUAA
Triticum turgidum subsp. durum (durum wheat) is the source of this 1641-nucleotide messenger RNA. Lineage: Eukaryota; Viridiplantae; Streptophyta; Magnoliopsida; Poales; Poaceae. The record is from the annotation of a GenBank genome assembly.